UGUAGGCGGGUUCGCGCGAAAUUUAAGCAUAAACAAAAUAGAGUUUGCGUUUUAUUUUUUUAGCGUCAGUGUUUUUUUUUAUAAUUAAUUGUUUCGGAUUCGUGUUUGCGUGUUAUGAUAGGUUUAUUAUAAUUUUAAUUAGUAUUAAUAAAAGUGGAUAUACUAAUGAGAAAAAUGGGUGAGCAAUCGUUAAAUAUGCCGGAUGAGAGUAUAGAGCACCACAUAGUAACGUUGUUUGAGAAGUUGGAAGGUUUGAGGAAGGAUAGUAAUGAAGGGCUGGCUGGUAGGGUGCCGGCCCGGUUGGAAGUGAGGACUCUUUCGCUGUGGAAGGCCGUGGUGGCGGAGUGCGCGGCCUCGUUCCUGUAUGUGUUCAUAGUGUGCGGGGCGGCGAUCGGUGCUGGGGUCGGGGCUUCAGCCUCGGCCAUCCUGAUGUCCACGGCCUUGGCCUCGGGAUGUGCCAUCGCCACGCUGACGCUGUGCUUUGUCAAUAUUUCUGGUGCACACAUCAACCCGGCGGUAUCAGCAGCCCUAUGUGUACGUAGGCGCGUGUCGCCAUUGCGCGCGAUCCUGUAUGUGGCCGCCCAGUGUGGGGGAGCAAUAGCUGGAGCUGCUGCGAGUUUAGGCCUAAGCAUGCCCGGCUACGGUGGCAGCCUGGCAGCCGCGUUGCCAGGCGCCGGCAGCGCCUGGGAGCGCCUCGGUGCUGAGCUGGUGCUGUCAGGGUUGGUGGCCGCGGCGUACUUCGCUGCCAUGGAGCGGCGAUGGACCGGGGCGGCCCCUGCGUUCCUCGGCGCAGCUUAUUGUGCAGCUACUUUUGUCUCUAUGCCAUCGCUAAACCCAGCGCGCUCUUUAGGCCCUUCCUUCGUCCUCUCCCGCUGGGAGAGCCACUGGGUGAGCUGGGUGGGCGGGCUCGGCGGCGGCGCGGCCUGUGCCCUGCUCCACGAGUGGGGCUCCCGCCGUCCUCGCACGUCUUCCCGCGCGUCAUCCCCAAGAGACAUAGACGACGACAAACCAGCCUUCACUCACUACAGACACGCUCCUACGUACUGCGCGGCGUCGGCGCCUCGACCGGACAACGCUGAGCCGCUGUAUUCGGGCACGAAGAGCCUGUACUGCAGGUCGCCGCCGCCGGCGAGGCACACGCUUCACAGGUCAGCCGGACAGCACGCUCACAUAUCGCAGUCGGUGUACAGCAAAGGCAGCAGCGCGACCACCACAACCAAUGGUCCCACCGCCGGCGCGCCGCUGGUCUCGGCGCAGUCGUUACUGCUGCGGCCGCACGCGACGCUGGCGCAUGCGCACGCGCACGCACCGCACACGCAGCACGCGCUCACGCACAAUCAGAAUGCGCAUAAUGCGCAGAGGGAGCCGGCGUAUGGGACUGCGAAUGGUGUCAGGCCGGGGCCUGCUGGAGCCCCCGGUACCGAGCGUCGCGACUCACUCUACAGCGGCCGCCGCGGCCCUCUGUCCUCAGAAGACUCUGCCUACUCGACCUACUCGCGCUCCAACUACCGCCCCGAACACUACUAGCGACGCGCCUCGCAGCACAACAUUGCGCUGCUUUUUGACGUCUAAUGACGUCUACAAACGCCUGGCUUGACGUCUAUACGAGACGCUGGCGCUUCCGUCACGCAUGAGUGACAGACGUUACUGUGCAAGUGAUAAAAUGUUUCAAGUGUUGUAAACUUGGACACAGACGUUUUAAUAGUUACAGAUAUGAAAUUCCUAACAAAAUGUUACAAUAUCAUAAUCAGUAGUUAGAAUAAAUAAAUAAUUUAAAUUGUCUUACCUUGUAAGACCACUCUCCUCAAAAUACAACCUACUCACCGUCGUCAUCAUACUCAAUGUAACUGACGACGAUGAACUUCGACGUUACUGCUGAACGCUCGCCACAGCAUUAUCAUGGGCGGAUUUUUUCAACAAGGUCCGUGCCCAGGAGUAGGAGCAAAGGAAACUGAACAAUGGUUCUAAAACAGACAAAGGGCUCUCCUAAAUUCCUUGCUCCUUUGAAUAAAGGUACUUAGCCAUCACAAGAUUGUUUAUCAACUCUUAUAGGUGUAAAAGAUGCAUUUAAUAACAUUGUUAUUGUAUUAUUACUAUCUACAACGAAUUAGUAGGUAUUUUAGAAAUCUCACCUAACGUUAUUAUUAAGCGUAAAACGACUGUACUUUUAGAAAAUGAUCAUUCAAUACGAAUAUUUCUUACCAAAAAUUCACUGGAAAAAUACCUAUACCUAAUUAAAUUACUUAAAUUAUUUGACAGCUAAAAUAAAUGUAAAAGAUUUGUUAUAUUUUCUUGUGGAAAGUAUAAACAACUUAUGUUUAUCCGGAUCAAAGGACUGCAAAAUAUGUAAAUACAGUCAGAAGAAGUUGAUAAACGGAACGAGAAUAUUCUGUAUGCUCUUUUGCAAAAUAAAGAGACUUCGAGUAGCAAUUUACUCGUAUAUGCUCUCGUAUUGCAAUGUACCUAACUUUAAUAAUUUAUACCUACACUAAGUAAAAUGGUUUGCAAAUAAAUGUUUAGUGAUUACUGAUAUCGCUUUGACAUAUUUAUCUAAACUACCAUUUAUUUUGUUGAGUAUGCUCACCCUUAUAAUUAGCAUUGGUAGGUACAUAAACCUACCCGUACAUUGUUUUUUAUACGGCAUGUAUAUAGCUUUAAGUACCUAGUCCUAAGACUAGCGUUAAGAGUUUAGAAUUUGGCUAUGAGGACCAAAUGUAAUCCUGAAAUGUAUAUGUAAUUGUUGAUACUGUUAUAAAUUGAAUAAAUCUAGUAUAGAACAGUGAAUUGCCAUACAAGUUUACGUUUUAGUGCCAUAACGAAACUUCCAAUUUUAAACCUAUACAUUUGACUGUGCCAACUAAUUUUUGAAGUUAAAGACUUACUAGGAUAAGAGACUUAGUUACCUAAAUUGUAUAUAAUGGUAUUUGUAAAUGGUUUACAUUAAAGUAUUAUAUUUAUACUUAUAAUUCAAUUAUCAAAUCUUAAGAUAUACCUAACAAAUAGUAAGGCACGUUUGGCGACUUUUGGAACCAAGUGACACCAUUGUCCUUUUUUUUGUAAAUGCACAUAAAACUUUGCUCAGAAAGUGAUAACUUACGCAUUAUAUUUGAUUUAAUAAUUAUGUAUUGCCUCUGUCCUUAAAAUAUUUCAUAAUCAUUUUAAACCAUAAUUGUAAAGUUCUAACCUAAAGAGAUUUGAAUAGGUAGGCAAUAUCACGAUGUAUUCCUUAAUUCUAAAAAAUAAUGUAAUUUAAGUAAUCAUUCCAAACGGCUCUCUUUCGCAGUUAAUAAGUCACUACAAGUUCUAGGCAUUCGAUCCGGAUUCUAAAAUCAUCUUAUUUCAGAGCAUUUUACUUAAUUUUAUACUAUACACACUGAAAAGUAUUGUAUUAGUGAUGAAAGGGUUGAAAUUAACCCAUACUAUAAUGCUGUUUUUAGAUUAACUUGUAACUACGAAACGGAGUUUUGGACAUCGUUAAGAUUGUAAACCAAAUUGCUAUCUACCUAAGAUUAAAGUAUUUGGUAGGUAUUGUAAAUAAAUUUUACUUAAAACUUA
Messenger RNA from Leguminivora glycinivorella, 3555 nucleotides. It is a transcript of the gene bib, whose product is annotated as neurogenic protein big brain. Gene Ontology annotation, cellular component: plasma membrane. Gene Ontology annotation, biological process: transmembrane transport. Gene Ontology annotation, molecular function: water channel activity. NCBI's taxonomy places the organism in Eukaryota, Metazoa, Arthropoda, Insecta, Lepidoptera, Tortricidae. The coding region runs from base 166 to 1527 and encodes 453 amino acids. The record is from RefSeq and is a predicted model, not a curated record. The transcript has 6 exons.